AUGCGGCUGAGGCGAAAUGCGACUGCUUCCUCCUCUUCCUUUGCAAUGUGGAACGAGAUAAUCGAGCUCUUUCGUUCGGGCAUGCCCUUACGGAAGCAUCGUUGCCGCUUCAAAAGCUACGAGCGCUGUUUCAAAGCCUCUGAGGCGGUGGACUGGCUACACGAGCUGCUUGGCUGUAAUCAGAACUUUGGCCCCGAAGUAACUCGCAGUCAAACGGUUAAGCUGCUUAAAAAAUUCCUGAAAAAUCAUGUUAUUGAAGACAUUAAGGGAAGAUGGGGCAAAGAGGACUUUCAAGAUGAUGGUCACUUAUAUAGGUUUCCUCCUUCUUCACCACUGAAGCCAUAUCCAAAGAGACCUUCAUGUACAAAGGAAGUAAUUAAAUUUCCAGACUGGAACGAACCUAAGAGUGGUGCUUCCCAAGAGCAUAUCCUGGUAAAAUCAGUCACAAUGAACUCUGAAAUGUGGUAUAAACGUCACAGUAUAGCUAUAGGAGAAGUGCCGGUGUGCAAGCUUAUGUACCACAGAGAGCUAGCACAGGCAAAUAUAGAAGAGAUCUGGAAAUCCAUGACGUUGUCACGCUUACAAAAGACUUUAGGUUUGGAUUCUCUGGAUGAAGUGCUAGACACAAAGCUUGUGAAUGCUAAGCAUAUUGUUCAAAAUGUAUACAAUGUUAAUAAGCAAGGCAUUGUCAUUUUAGAAGAUAAAUCAAAGGAAUUACCUCACUGGAUCUUGUCAGCAAUGAAAUGUCUAGCAAAUUGGCCCAGCUGCUCAGAUUUGAAACAGCCUACAUAUUCAGGAUUUGAAAGAGAUGUCUUCAAAACCAUAGCAGACUACUUUAGCCAGAUGAAAGAGCCUCUUCUCACAUUUCAUCUUUUUGAUAUUUUUGUCAGCGUGUUAGGUCUGCUGCAAAAGCAUAGCAAGGUCAUAGAAGCCCUUCAGAUUUCCUGUCUCCUGCUGCCUCCUGAAAACCGGAAAAAACUGCAGCUACUGGUGAGGAUGAUGGCAAGAAUUAGCUUUAACAAGGACUUGCCCCCUCUUUCUGAAUCGGUGACGACCAAAACCUUGAUGGUUCAGGCAUUUUCUCGUUGUAUUCUCUGCUCAAAGGACGAAAUGGACUUGGAUGAACUGCUUGCUGCUAAACUAGUAUCUUUUCUCAUGGACAAUUAUCAAGAAAUCCUAAACAUUCCUUCCUCCUUAAAAGCUUCUGUGGAGGAGCACGUUGCACAUCUCCAAAGAGUUCAAAUAAAAUAUUCUGGAGCUGAUGCUGAUGCAACUUUUCCUGCUCCAUCAUUUUGUCACCAAAUCAGCACAGAUGAAUUUGAAUCCCAAAGAGCAAAUGGCUUUCAAGAACCACUGGCAGCUUUAUUGGAAGAAAUUGCAAUGAAUAAAGAAAUAUCUGUCAAAGACAAGAAGAAGAAACUUAAACAAUUUCAGAAAGCUUACCCUGAAGUGUAUAGAGUACGAUUUCCUACUCCUGAAGCUGAAGCAGUCCUAUUUCCAGAAAAAAAUAAGCAGAAGACACCAGUACUGAUGUGGGCCUUAAAAAAGCCGUUCCAACCGUUUCACAGAACCAGAAGCUUUCGGAUGUAGAUGGUGUGCACUUCAUCGGCAAACA
Molecule: messenger RNA, 1615 nt
Organism: Tinamus guttatus (white-throated tinamou)
Lineage: Eukaryota; Metazoa; Chordata; Aves; Tinamiformes; Tinamidae
Source: RefSeq, a predicted model, not a curated record